Loa loa (African eye worm) is the source of this 627-nucleotide messenger RNA. RefSeq lists its product as hypothetical. The record is from RefSeq and is a predicted model, not a curated record. The coding region runs from base 478 to 627 and encodes 49 amino acids. The transcript is spliced from 3 exons. Lineage: Eukaryota; Metazoa; Nematoda; Chromadorea; Rhabditida; Onchocercidae.
AGUUGAAGGAUAAGAUUUCUGAAGAGGAUAAGAAAAAGAUUCAAGAGAAAUGCGACGAAACAGUUAGGUGGUUGGAUCGUAACCAGACAGCUGAAAAAGAUGAGUUUGAGCACCGACAAAAGGAAUUGGAGUCUGUUUGCAAUCCGAUCAUUACAAAACUCUAUCAGAGUGCUGGUGGUAUGCCUGGAGGAAUGCCUGGUGGCAUGCCGGGUGGAGCUCCAGGUGGAGCUUCGACGGGCGGUGGACCAACAAUUGAAGAAGUUGAUUAGAUGAUUUGUCGAUCGGAAUUAACGAUCUCGUCUUUGCUGCAUGUAUUACCUCUCGUUACCUGUUUCUGAUGUUAUGAAAUUCAAAUUAUUGAGUUCUUUGCAAUCUCAUGUUACUUGAGACGUGGUCGAGAUAGGUUGUACUUGAAGUUAUCCAUAUUGAUGUGCUUGUUAUUGUUUUCUUUUUUGAUUUGUAAGUAAAACUUAAGUUAUGGUGCGUAUAGAUGAAAAUAUCAUAAGUGGUGCUAAAGGAGCGAGCACGGUGACUCCGCGUCUUCGUAGUGGAGCCGGACGCGAAGGUUGUGUGGUGGUUGAAUACGUCAUGUCUUUUCUAGAAGGGGAUUGUUCCUGUAACCCGUGA